UGAAUUAUUAGUCUAAAUACACAUGCUUUCUUGCACAAGUGGGCUUAGAGUAGUGUCAAGCGGAACCUAUGGCAUUGGAAUAUUGUUUCGGACUGCUUAAUACGGACAACUUCCUUUUCCUCUUUGGAAGUCAUCUGGAAAAACGUGCCUACAUUGCUCCAAAGGUUAAUCUUUAUUUAACAGCUGAUGUGUGACUUAAUCAUCUGAGAUCUGAUGCCAUGGACCAAGAAAUAGAAAGCAGGAUUCGAAAUUGACUUCAACAUGCACCAGAUAGGAAGGAUGCUGCCACAGAGAGCUCGAAGCAUUCCAGCAAGCUGUGAUGGAACAGAGUAAGGCUGUGGACAUGACAAGAGAUCUCUGCAGAGCUCCCUUCCAGUCACAACACCAACAUUAGAAAGUGGAGAAGCCUUUUAUCUGAAAUUAAUGUCAGUAGUGUUGCAGAGGCAGCCUCUAGCUGCGCUGCCAGAUCUAAGACAGUCCAUGGAGGCGUGGCCUCAACAGUUCCCAUGCUGCUGCCACUGGUAACACCAGCCAAGUGAACAGCGAUGCCUUCUAAGGUCUCCUGCUUAUACUUGCUGACAGUGGUUUGCUGGGCCAGUGCUCUGUGGUACCUGAGUGGUUCUCGCCCCUCCACUUCCUACGAGGGCCAGCUAAACAUCCCUGUACGCAAGACGACCAAGUUGAACAAGAACGCCACCUUCAGCAAUAUUCGCACACACUCACUCAACCCACAUGACUUCGGUUACCUCAUCAACGAGGCCAAGAAGUGCGAGGCAGAGCCACCCUUCCUCGUCAUCCUGAUCAGCACCACUCACAAAGAGUUUGAUGCCCGCCAGGCCAUCAGAGAGACAUGGGGCGAUGAGAGUACGUUUCCAGACAUGCGUGUGGUCACCCUCUUCCUAUUGGGCCGCAGCACUGAUGCCGUCCUCAACCAGAUGGUGGAGCAGGAGAGUCAGAUCUUUCAUGACAUUGUAGUGGAAGAUUUUAUUGACUCUUACCACAACCUGACGCUUAAGACGCUGAUGGGCAUGCGCUGGGUGGCCACCUUUUGUUCUAAGGCUCAAUAUGUCCUCAAGACAGACAGCGACAUCUUCGUCAACAUGGAGAACCUCAUCUACAACCUCCUGAAACCCACCACCAAGCCCAGGAGGAGGUACUUCACUGGCUACGUCAUCAACGGUGGGCCAAUCAGAGACAUGCGCAGUAAGUGGUACAUGCCCCGGGAUCUAUACCCAGAGAGCAAGUACCCCCCCUUCUGCUCUGGCACUGGAUACGUCUUCUCAGCAGAUGUGGCCGAGCUCAUAUAUAAGACCUCAUUACACACCAGGCUGCUGCACCUGGAGGAUGUGUACGUUGGCGUGUGCCUUCGCAAACUUGGCAUUCACCCCUUCCAGAACAGUGGCUUCAACCACUGGAAGAUGGCCUACAGCCUCUGCCGCUACCGCCGGGUGGUCACUGUCCACCAGAUCUCCCCUGAGGAGAUGCACCGUAUCUGGAAUGAUAUGACCAGCAAGAAGCACUUGAAGUGUUAGCAGGACUGUUAGCACCAGCACCAGUGGGAGAGUCAGGGAGGAAGUGAAUGGCCUCUCAUCACCUGCUUUUCCAUCACUGGCAAAUCCUGUGUAGCACAUAGCACUGAGCUGAAGGAACAGUACUGACGAGGCUUUGUCUCUAUCCCAGGAGUCUUUAUAGUGCAAAGCCAAAGCCAACUCUGUAUUAUUCAAGGUGUUUAUGAGUGCCACUCAGCCCCAGACUCACAAAUUAGGCACAAAGCUGGAAAUAUUUUCCAAGAAUGUGAAAAAAGAUCAGCCUGUCGGUUCUCAUUGCCAGCAGGACCAGGAUUUUUAUAGGAAGUUACACAGCAGGAAGCGCAGAGGCUUGUGUUAAACUGCUCAUUUAUAUGAGACACAAACUGUCCCUAGUUAAGACACAACACAUUACAUAAAUGCCAACAACGCUUCUGGAACUUAGACAUUUGCCUCUUGGGUUGAGCUCUAAUUAUGAAUGUUUCUCAUGUAUUUUCAGUUGUUGUACUUGCUGACCAAGGUGUUAGUGUUGGAUGUAGCAUCUGGCACCACAGGAGCUAUCGUCAUUGUUCAAUCCGUGGUGAGUUUACAGCGUAAUGACUCAUUUAAAUAGGUGGAUCAUUUUGCUCUGACUUUAGGAAAGUAGUGGAUUAGGAGUAUUAAUGACAGGAGCUGUUUGCCUCUGUAAUAUUGUUUUCAGAAUCAGACGUAUCUUCUUACAACAGGUCCACAGACAGUGUGAAGACACAGGCUGCUUGCAUUCUGUAUAUGUGUUAUGUGCAGUUAUUUGUCUAUGAGCAGGCUGCAGACUAUUAUUUUUUCUAUUACUCAAACAAGAAGGAGAACAGAUGUACUGAGGGACAAGUGUGUAAUGAGGACAAAAAUUACAUUUUUGAGUGCUUUCUUCUUUUGCAUUACUUGAGAUUAAAUAAACAGCUUUUGUAUUUAUUAGAGAAAACAAUAUAAAAGUUUUUAUUCUGGUCAAUUUAAUACACACACCCUGUAAGUUAAUAAACCCACAGCCAUAUACUGUACAGAGAUUAGACGCUGAAGUGUUGGAAAACAUGACCUGCAGAAGUGGAAGUGUCUCUUUAGGAGUGCCAGCUGUCAACACAUCAUGCGAGGCCCUGCAAACAACACUGCCAUGUCCUUUUCUGUGCAGGUGUUGGUGUGUGUGUGCAUUAGCAGAGAGCAGACUGCGAUUAAUCAAAUAUAGCAUCUGUGCAACUGGCACUUGAAUGGCUGUUUUCACCCAAUUUGUGUAUGUGCUAUGUAGUUGAAGUAUGGUUAAUCACUUUGCUGUCAUUAGUGAGGACAGAUAGCCUCUGAUAUGACAUGUACAUAAAUGCCGGUCCUGGGCAUUGUGUUGGUCAGAGAGAACCGGAGACUUUUAUGCUCACACUGCAGGCUACAGAUCAACUGAUCAGCCACACUGCUCACAUUGGGCAUUUCAACCAGCUCAGUUCAGGCAUCACAGAAUCGGACACCCUGAAGAGAACCAACACAUGUACACACUCACUCACACACACAUACUCUAUGUGUGCCUGUAGGCAUGAGCGAGUGUGUACAUGUGUUGGAUUUCUGAACUCUUUGUUACAGGCACCACCAUCACCAUCAUCAUCAUCAUCAUCCCAGGGAGCAGCAGCACCACUCCUGAGGGAUUUGCUGCUGGAGAAAUGAAAAAUGUCUUCUCUUCUGUGCUCACAAAGAUAAACAUAAAAAUGUUGGAAGUACUUGUGGUAAAGCUUUUUUUCCUCAAACUGUUUUCGCUUGAAAAACCUUGUGGGAGCUUGUAAGCAGAAAGCACACCAUUGCUGUUGAGAUUUCUUCAUAAUAAAAACUAUUCCUGGUUGGUGUCUUUACAUCAAAUCCUUCUUUGUGAUCAGUUUCUAGGGCAGUUUUUAAGCUGAAAUAUCACAGAAGCCAUUUUGUUCCAGUUGAUCAGUUUGUUCUUUGGUUUACUGUGUGGAAAAGAAUUAA
Monopterus albus (swamp eel) is the source of this 3506-nucleotide messenger RNA. RefSeq names its product beta-1,3-galactosyltransferase 1-like. Bases 546 to 1532 code for a protein of 328 amino acids. The transcript has 3 exons. Lineage: Eukaryota; Metazoa; Chordata; Actinopteri; Synbranchiformes; Synbranchidae. Gene Ontology annotation, biological process: protein O-linked glycosylation. Gene Ontology annotation, cellular component: Golgi membrane. Gene Ontology annotation, molecular function: N-acetyl-beta-D-glucosaminide beta-(1,3)-galactosyltransferase activity. The record is from RefSeq and is a predicted model, not a curated record.